Messenger RNA from Aspergillus terreus NIH2624, 693 nucleotides. RefSeq lists its product as uncharacterized. Lineage: Eukaryota; Fungi; Ascomycota; Eurotiomycetes; Eurotiales; Aspergillaceae. The coding region runs from base 1 to 693 and encodes 230 amino acids. The record is from RefSeq and is a predicted model, not a curated record. The transcript has 2 exons.
AUGCCUAACCAAUACAAGAUCACCAUCGUGAACAACACCGGGGCUCCCCAGAACUACUGCUUCUUCUCUGCUUCCCCAAUCGUCUCCGGUGGCUCCUCGGGCGAGAUCUGGAGCAACAUCCUCAAGGCAGCCAACAAUACCCCAAAUGGCGCAAGAGCGUCCCUAGACAUCUGGGCAAACUACUACGCCAUCUGCGGUAACUAUGAGGGAAAGCCCGAGCAAGGCGUCCGCGUCUCCGUGAGCAAGUCGGUCCCUGUCACCCUGGGCUCUAAGAACUCCGGCAUUGUCAUGAUGGGAUCCACCGUUGCUCUCAAUGUUAUCGAGAAGGAGACCUGCGAUCUCGGUCCUCCCAGCAACCCCGGUGGCGGCAAGAUCGGCAACUUCCAGAUGACUACCGCAUCCAACCAAUUUACCUACCAGGAUGCUGUCAACAGCAAUCUCAUGGUUGGUAUCGCCAACUCGAAAGAUGGCGACAUCUUCCACGCCAUGGGAACCUUCACCCCGUACCCCAGCUCGACCUACCAGAUCCAGCCCCAGAUGAUCUACCAUGUUGCCACUGGCUCAAAAUUUGAUGCUGGCCAGCUCGUCAAGGUGGAACAGCAAGGCUCCACCAUGGCGGUUGAUUUCAACCAGCGUGGUACCAACAACGUUGUUCUCGUUCACAAUGAGCAGAUGCAGUUCGAAUUCGCUUAA